Bemisia tabaci is the source of this 3447-nucleotide messenger RNA. It is a transcript of the gene Cog7, whose product is annotated as conserved oligomeric Golgi complex subunit 7. Gene Ontology annotation, cellular component: COG complex. The record is from RefSeq and is a predicted model, not a curated record. NCBI's taxonomy places the organism in Eukaryota, Metazoa, Arthropoda, Insecta, Hemiptera, Aleyrodidae. Gene Ontology annotation, biological process: retrograde vesicle-mediated transport, Golgi to endoplasmic reticulum; intracellular protein transport; Golgi organization.
UUUGGUUUUAAUCGACAGCACACUUCUUACGAUGGAUCUCGCAGCAUUUUCUGAGGAUAAUUUUGAUCCGAAAGAGUGGAUCAACAAAACUUUCAGAAACGCUGAGUCUCAGGUUUCGAAAGAGGCAUUUGUCCGGAACAUGGUAAAAAAAUUACAGCUCUAUGUGCAACAAGUUAACUGUUCUCUAGAGGAUACUAGCCAGCAAGUGCUAGCAAGUCUGCCACGUGUUUCUCAUGAAACAGAAGUGUUGUGUCACGAAGCUCGUUCUCUGCAAAAGAAGCUCCAAGAAGUUGAGGGCGAAAUUUCAAAGGUUAAGAAAAAUGCUGGAGAUUCCAUAGCCAGUCUAGAAGCAUUAGAUAAAAUUAAGAACAAGAUGCUAACAGCCAAACAAGCUCUGCAUGAAGCUGAUAACUGGUCUAUUCUGGCUGCAGAUAUUGAAGAGUUAUUUGAAUCUGGUGAUGUUGCUAGUAUUGCAGAAAAAAUUGAAAAUAUGCAGUCUUCUCUCAAUGCACUGACAAGUGUGAGUGACUUUGAAAACCGGAAAAUGCAACUUGAGGGCUUAAAGAAUAGACUGGAGGCCUUGGUUAGUCCUCAGUUAGUUCAAGCAUUCAGCUCUGGCUCUACAGAUGACUCAAUGAAGUUUGUCAAAAUCUUCAGUGCCAUGGACCGAUCACCAAACCUGUUGAAGUAUUACACCAAGUUUCAGAAAAGUCUCAUGUGUCAGAAGUGGCAUGAUACUGUAAAUUCGGAACAAGAGGAAACAGUUGCUGAUUGGAUGAAGAGCUUCUACUCCUAUCUUUUUUCAAAUUAUCACAGUUUGUCAUCUUGGGUCACCCAGGUAUUUACCCCAACAUCGCCCACAGAUAUGCUUUGCAAGCUUUAUGUAGAUGUUCACUUAAAUUUGCAGCCUAGUCUGAGCUCUUGCAUAAGCACAGGGCUUAAGCAGCAGAACCAACAGCUGAACUAUCUUAUCGAGCUGAAACAGAUAUCUCAGCAGUUCGCUAAUAAUAUGAAAUCUGUUAUUUCUGACAGAGCAAGUUUAGAGUCGAUUUACUCUGUAAUCUAUCAAGUCUACACUCCUUUCACAAGUGACUAUGCAAAACUGGAGAAAGAUGUUGUAGAACAGGAACUAUCAAAAAUCAGCUCAGAACGAGACGACUUAAUGGACGUCAUCCAAGGUUUCAGUCAAAAUAUUUCAAGCGUGAUGACUAUUGCAAAUAAUGUAGAGUCGCGCUGUUAUCAGUUCUCCAACUGUGCUGUCUUCUCCCAGUUGGUUCAAGUUCAGUCGACACUAUUCAUGAGCUAUUUGAAGCAGCAUUCAUCAAUUAUAGAUCAACUGGAAAGCAAAACCUCUCCGCAUGAGGAUUGGAACCUGUUCCAAAUGUGUCUCACUUUCUUGCAGUCUCUCGGUGAGUUCUUAAAUGAAAUAAAGCUCUAUGAGAAGGAUUUGAAGUCUAAAAUUACCAAUGCGUGGAAAUCAGCUGCUCUUGAAUCAUCUAGGUACAUUACCUCUGAAUUACUGCGGCGCAAAUUGGAGCAGCAGAUUUCAUCCCUCGAAGAUGAUCCUGAUGCUGAUAUAUUCAGCGAUGUAUUAAAACAAAUUGAAGAAAAUUGCAAAAAAGUUCAUAGCAUCACUUACAAAGUCAUUUUCUCCCCCAUUGCUGAGCAGCUGAAGCAUACAAAUGACAUUUGUCAGCAGUUCAGAGAAUCUACCCAAGAACUUCCUGAUUACAGUUAUGCCCCUCAAGAGUACGUCACUCAGAUCGGUGAAUACCUCAUUACGCUACCUCAACACUUAGAACCAUUUUUACUGAGAGAGAAUCCUGCUCUCGUAAGUGCCUUACGCUUGGCGGACUUAUCUUACCAAAGCAAUCAAUCUGCUGACUCAGCCAGUAUCCUGUUAAACAUGGUUGCUCAUGGCACCUGUUCUAAGUACAGCGAUCAUAUACUCUCAAUAGAUGAGCUUUUGUCAAGUCAUUGUAAACAACUCGUUGUAGACAUUGACUAUCUCGGGAAUGUUUUGGAAGAGCUAGGCGUUCACCUGACUGAAACCUUGCAGCAAAUCAAAACACUUCUUGGGCUGUCUCCUGAAACCUAUAAAACAGCUCAGACCAUGGGCGUGCCAGCAAAACUUGUAUCAGCAAUUCGACAAAUGAGGAACAUUGCAUCCACCGACUCAAUGGGUUAGCACUCUGUGGUGAACUCAAAAGCACCAUCUGACUCUUUGCUCUCAUCAGUUCUACCCGAUCUCAGCUUGUUCUUGACGUCAGAGCGAGUAGUUUCUUUACUGCGCAGGAGAAGUUGUACUUGUGAUGUAAUUGAAUUGAAAUCCAUCACUGAAAUAGCAUGUUCUCCCAUUUAUUCAUGGCAGAAUGAGAUAAGAAGCAGUUUUACGAUGAGGAUCGUGAGGUAACCUCACACCUUUCGAGAGAAACUGCUGUACAGGGUUGUCACAGUCAGGACUUACUGGGAAAAUUCAGAGAACUUUAAGAUGUCAGAGAAAACCUGGAAAUGAUAGGGGAAAUGACAAAAAAGUCAAUUUGUGAAAUCACCUUUAUUUGCUUGCUUGAAUGGCUUUGAUGUUACGAACAAUUAAGUUUGCCUGAAAACUAUUUCUAAUUAUGUCUUUUUAACCAUCUGGCAUAUUUUCAAUUGUCAGGGAAUUUUAUCAAAAUGUGGCAGGGAAAUUAAUUUUCUAAAUUCUAUGGCAACCCCGACUUUCCUCAUCUCAUGUUUUUUAGCAAAGAAAUUACCUUCCGGUUGAAAAAUUAUCUAACAUUUUUUUGUUCUUUUUUUUUCAUAAGAUUUUAUUGUUGAUUUUUUUAAGGCUAGUUUCUAUCAUUAAGACGGUUUUCAAUCACACAAAGGAAUUUAUGAUUUGUUUUUAAACAUAUUUUGUUUUUGUAUCAUGUUUUAUUUUAUUUUAUUUGUUCUGCAAUCCAAAAAUUCCAAAAGGCCUCGGAUUUUUUUUGUAAGAGGAAUUAUUUGAUGAUUCUGCACUUGUUCACAAGAGACAGGACUUCAGAAGACAGAAGUUCUUCAGAAUGAUCAAUAUUUAGGUGAUGGAGAAUCCUCUCUAAUAUCUUGGAGACUAAAUUGCACAUAGCUUAGUUCAUAUUUGAGCCAAUGAAAUUGUAUCGUAAUCUGAUGAAUUUGAACCCUGAACUUAUCAGAUAGGUGCAAUCAGCUUUUUUCUAGAGGAAUUAUUUUUUGAAUUGCUAACUUCCAACUGCCACGAUUUUGAAUUAAAUAAUUCAACAAUUUUGGACAUUUUAUUGUAUGCUGUAAUGUUUGUAAACUCCCUGUCCAACUGUCCUUUUAACUGCUGUAUCAGUGUAAAAAAAUGUGUCAAUCUUAAAUUUUUUGAUACUAAGGUCUCUUUUUUGUUGACCAACACAGUUGAAUCAUAUAAUAAUUCGAAAACAUGAUAUCUUCUUUGUUCUAUAA